UUUCCCUGCCUGUCAGUCCCACACAGGGGAGCAGAGAGGUAAAGGCUUUAGACAGCUCGGACACCCCCCCACACCUCAAAGAAGCCUGAUCCGGAGAGCCGCUUGCUCCUGAUCACAGGAGGCCAGAACUUCAGCACCUUUGCAGGAAGCACAUGAAACAGAAAAUGGCGCGUGUUGGACGACCAUCACUUUCCCUGAUCCUGCUAUCUAUUGUUUUAUUACCAGAGUUUCUGGGGGCAGUUCCAGUGGAGCAACACAAGGAGGAGGAAGUAUCUGCAGUGUCUGAUGUGAAAACCGAGGCCAUGGCGAGCUUGACAAAGCUCGUCCGCAACAGAAGGAACCUCCCCGUCUGGGCCUUGCCUCAGUUCAAACGCCUGCCGGACUUCUGGGGAUGGUACAAAUAUUUCAUGGACAGCCACAACCAGGAGGGAGUUGAGGAUCUGGAUCGUCUGUACAUGGCCUACCUGCAAAACAAGCACAGGUCAGAGGAGGGCCCAACCUUCAACCACUACCUCAAGCACCUCAGUGAAAUCUACAAGACAUGUGCCAAUUCUGAUGAUCCAGAGUGCAUCGCCGAGUCCACCAGCAAGCCAAAGGCUGCAUUGGUGAUGCCAGAAGCCUUCAAGUCUUCUCCUGUCAGGCUGUGCAACCCUUACCUCGACCCCUACUGCCUCUUCCCCCUUGUCCCCAAGGCUGCUGCCCCGGAGGCUGAACCAGCUCCAGUCAAAGUGCAGGCCCCUGUCUUCACCCCCAUGCUGCCCAUGCCCCUGAGGAGCCCCACCGGCUUCUACUACUAUGCCCCUGUCUUGGAGCCCUUCCUGACCGAUGAGCAGAGGGCUGAGCUGCUGAGAAUCUGCAACCCUGAAGAUGUGGAAUGCCUGCAGUAUCACCUGAGGUCAGCUUUUGGCUACCGCCCGGCCGCUGGCCCUGCCCCAUCCUACGCCGCCCUCAAAUGUGACCCCAGGGACCCCUACUGCAUGCCUCCACUGGUCCACAAAGCCCCCACUGGCUUCUACCACCUGCUCUACCCCAGCUGUGAUCCAGCAGUCGAUCCUCUGUGUGUGAGCACCGCCGCUGCUCCCCUCUCUGCAGAUGAGGCUCCUAAAGAGCAACAGUGCAACCCUCUCUUUGACUCUGGCUGCAACCCCCUGACUGCCACCAAGCUGUCCGGCCUCACCAAGCCCGUGCUGGAGUACCCCCUCAGGGAUCAGCCUGCACCUGCUGCUGCUGCUGCUGCUGCUGCCCCUGCUCCUCUGGCCUGCGACCCUCGCUAUGACCCAUACUGCAUACUGGCGGCCGCUGCUGCCCUGCGCAGGCCUCCUCCUCCGAAGCUCCCCGAACACCAGGUCCGCUACAGGCUUGGCGUUCGUGGCAAGACCGAGGACGGCCAUGACUGCUAUAUGCACUAUGACCCAGGCUGCAAGGCGGUGAAGCCUGGCCCCAUGGCCAAGGCCGACAUCAAGGCUCCAGCCAAGCCCAACUGCCAUCCGUUCGACCCCAGCUGUGGCAAGUUUGCUUCACCCGCUGUCGUUAAGGCCCCAAAAGCCAGCAAGAAUGGCAUUAUCCUGCCUGAUCCCGACUGCGACCCUGAGUUCGACUACAACUGCCGCCUGCGUCGCGCUGAGCCCGCUGAUGAGCCUGCCGCCGCUGCUGAGGAGAAAGCUGCUGAUGAGCCCGCCAAGGAGGCCGCCGUCCCGAGCUUUGAAGAGUUCUUCAGGGGCGUCAUGAGGCAGUACAAAUAAAUUUCAGCUUGAUCAUCCACUCUGUUGUCCGUAAUCUUUACAGACUUCAUGGACAUAAUCAAAUCCACGCAAAAACUAUGCAAUCAAAUCAAAUAUUGUAGCUUUUAAAUGGUCAGUGUGACUUUCCCAGAUAAUCUGAAGGUCUGUUUUUAUGAAAAACAAUUCAAGGCUAACAUUGAGCAGUAUGUGAAACACUUCAUGUAUGUAUGUUUGUAGAAAAGAGUCGUAUGUAUAGAUGUGUGAUAGAUUAGGGGUAGUUUGAAUUUGUGUCAGCGGGCAAGAAUUUUUCUCUGUUGUACAUUCUCUGUUUCUAUUUGAUUAAUCCUUUAAGUGUAUUUAAUGUUGUUUUUCACAUUUUUUCUGUAACUCCAAACCUCAUAAUGCUUUA
Messenger RNA from Larimichthys crocea (large yellow croaker), 2130 nucleotides. RefSeq names its product actinodin2 (gene and2). Lineage: Eukaryota; Metazoa; Chordata; Actinopteri; Sciaenidae. The transcript is spliced from 6 exons. The coding region runs from base 153 to 1742 and encodes 529 amino acids. The record is from RefSeq and is a predicted model, not a curated record.